UCGGUGUGUGUGUGUGUGUGUGUUGCUGGCCUGCCUGCCAGAGAGGGGAGUCGAGAGCUCUGCUGGGAACUACAUGGUGCUCAAUUUUUCAAGAUGUCGUCGCUGGAACAGAGGCUGUCGCGAAUCGAGGAGAAAUUAAAGCAGGAAAAUGAAGAAGCUCGCCGGAGAAUCGACCUCAACAUCGACAUGAGUCCGCAGCGAUCACGUCCGAGGCCGACGCUCCAGCUGCCCCUGGCCAACGAUGGAGGCAGCCGCUCAUCAUCUUCAGAGAGCUCGCCUCAGCACCACCCCUACCCCAGCCGCCCACGACACAUGCUCACCCUGCCCACGCCUCCAUACGGCCUACAGAAGAGCCUAGAGAAUGCAGAGAUCGACCAGAAAUUGCAGGAGAUCAUGAAACAGACGGGUUAUCUAAAGAUCGACGGUCAGCGGUAUCCAGCAGAGGUAACAGACCUGAUCAGUGAGGGGGAGAUCGGCAGCGGGACUUGUGGACAGGUCUUCAAAGUGCGAUUCAAGAAGACAGGCCAUGUCAUUGCUGUGAAACAAAUGCGUCGUACAGGAAACAAGGACGAGAACAAGAGGAUCCUGAUGGACCUGGAUGUGGUGCUGAAGAGUCAUGACUGUCCUUACAUCAUCCAGUGCUACGGCGCCAUAGUGACCAACACGGAUGUAUUCAUUGCCAUGGAGCUGAUGGGAACGUGUGCUGAGAAGCUGAAGAAGAGAAUUCAGGGCCCCAUCCCAGAGCGAAUCCUCGGAAAGAUGACCGUGGCAAUUGUGAAAGCUUUGUUGUACCUGAAAGAGAAACACGGUGUCAUCCACCGGGACGUCAAACCCUCCAACAUCCUCUUGGACGCUAAAGGUCAGAUCAAACUGUGCGACUUUGGCAUCAGCGGACGCCUCGUCGACUCCAAGGCCAAGACUCGCAGUGCCGGCUGUGCUGCCUACAUGGCGCCUGAAAGGAUAGACCCUCCAGAUCCCACCAAACCUGACUAUGAUAUCCGAGCAGACGUGUGGAGCCUCGGCAUCUCUCUGGUGGAGCUGGCCACAGGGCAGUUUCCCUACAAAAACUGCAAGACAGACUUUGAGGUUCUGACCAAAGUGCUGCAGGAAGAUCCUCCUCUCCUGCCUCUCAGCAUGGGUUUCUCCCUCGACUUCCAGUCCUUUGUCAAAGAUUGCCUCACAAAGGAUCACAGAAAAAGGCCAAAAUACCAUCAACUGCUGGAGCAUAGCUUCAUCCGGCGUUACGAGGUGCUGGAGGUGGAUGUGGCUGGUUGGUUUCAGACGGUGAUGGAUCGCACCGAGUCGCCUCGCAGCAGCCAGUGUUACAGCCAUCAGCACCAGCUCCACUCGCUCUUCAGUAGGUAGCCUAGCCUUUUCCAGCCCGGCGUUAGCUUAGCCAUACGCUAGACUAGCCUAGCUUUAGCUUUGCCAAGCCCAGACUCGACUCAGUCUAUUCUAGUCUAGCUGUUAGCUGCUACGUCUAGCGCUACGCCCAUCCUGCCUGUCCAUCUGUCCACCGGAGAACCUGAAGAGCCCACAGAGGAGGGAGAGACGAACAUUUAGCGGAGGACUCUGCAUGGACAGAUGGAGCGAUGGACAGAGGUGGACUGGUAGAUGGAUGACAGGUGGUUCUGUUAAUUAGCGUAUUGAGUUUGGACAGACAGACACGGGGAGGAGGGAACAGGAAAAGAUGCCCACUUUAGUUAGUGUCAUUUGUUAUGUUUGGGCACACUAUCAUCACAUCACAGUGUGUGUAACAGCCACACACUUGCAUACAAAAUGUGUGUGUCUUGUAUGUGCGUCUACAUUUCCUCCACUUUUCAGUAGUUUUUUCACCUAUAUGUCUGUUUGCAGCAUCGAUCCAAGCCAUUGGAUUAGACAACAGAGUAGUCACUACACACUGGAACAAAGCAUCUGCUACUUUAGCAAACACAAUUUGUUCUUGUACAUAAACGUUAUGGAGGACAAAACGAUGUUUGGUGCAAUUAUGAUUCUUCAGGUGUUUCUACUAUCACACAUUCUCAGGCUGUAUCUAUAUGUAGUUGUGUGUGUGUGCGCAUAUGAGUGAGCGUUUCUGUGUGUGUACGUAUGGAUAAAUAUCAACACACACUCACUGGCUGUUUUUAAUAAGUGAGAUUCUAUUUCCUAGUCAUUUAUUCACCUUCACACUACAGCUCUAACACACAAACAAGAACAAAUUAAUCUUGUCGGCUGUGCUUUUAACAUGUAAGGAUAGUAAAUCUCAUAAAGUUUGUUAUGAAAUGUGUUAAAAUGCCCAUCAUUUUAUUUAGCAGCUGCAUAAUUGGAAAAAAUAAUGAAAAAUAAUCACAAAAAAAUUAGUGUUGCAUUGUAGCUUUGUAGAAAAGAAAUUGUGUAUGGGAUUUUAGAAAUGCGUGUUAAGAAUGAGUUGAACUAAAAGAAGGUUUUAAGAGAGAGGGAGAAAAAACAUGAGUUAGAAAGCGGGUCAUGAUGGACUUCAUGACAGGAAAAGCAGAAGAGGGGAGUUGUACUCUCACUGAUAACCAUUUGGAAGACUCAAUAACUGUUCCUAGUGUGAGAGAAAGGUUGGAGGCAGAAAUGGGAGCAGAGUGCUUUUUCAUUGAGACAGCAAAGAACAGGAGCUUAUCUUGUACAAAGACUAUAAAUGGGGUAGAUCUUACUACCUGUGGAGCAUUUCUUUACUUCACCUGUUCGUCUACCUCUUCCUCUUCGUCCACCUCUCUGUCUGCCUCGGCUGUUUCAUGCGAUGUAGUGCUCCACAGUGUUUCCAGACCAAAGGCUGCGUGUAGGUUGUCGGUGGAGCCCAAGAGAUUUCUGCAAACGUUCAGAAAUUGAAACUCGACGCAGACAAGUCUGAAUGAAGCAGUUUGUGUGUUUUCAGAGCCUCAAAGAGGGGUUUCAAACUACUAGCCUGGGGGCUUACAAGAUCCAGCCACUGCCAACAUGUUUAGAAUUGAUUUAAUUCGGCCCAUGAGUCAGGAUGUUGUUUUUUCAGUGCAUAUUUAACCAUUUAAAUGUUUCUUACCCUCCGCUUUCAAACAGGAAAGUAAUUACCUGUACACCUAUUUCCUCAUUUAUUUGGUCAAUUUUUAAUUUGUCAGAAAAUUGUAAAAGGAGUCCAGUUUUUAAUGCAAAAUGUACCCGCAAUUCAUUUUAAUAUAAUUUGAGAAAAAAAUAGGGCAAAUCUUCAUUUCACACCUACAUUUUUUCUUGACAGAUGAAACAAAUGUAUCGAUCUUCCAUACAUUUCCAUACAUCAACUAAUCCAGCAAAAGAAUAGUUGAAAUAUUUCUGCAGAUGUUGCUUUUUUAUCACCAUUGUGUUUAAAACAAGAAAACACCUGUCCCAGUGGCCCCCCCAGCCAUUAAAUUUAAAGACCCCCGACUUAGAGGAUCGUUCAGAUGAAACUGAGUUUGUCAGACUUGAAGAAUCAGACUCACCUGAACCGGUCAGCGUGUGUGAAGCUGCGAUGUACAGAUGUGUAGAUUGAGACCGACUGUCUAGAGUCCUACUGCCUCCCCUCUUGGAGGGCCACAGCCAAAGCAUGCUAGAUGAGCAGACUCUAACCUGCCACGCUCCGUCACACACCAAACCAAAUCACCGCUAGACACAGAGAACUGAGGAGUGGCAACGAUGUAGAGAGGAAACUGUAAAGUGUCAGAGAAAGAGAGAGAGAUCUGGGAAUGUUGUCAAGAUGGCAGAAAAGAUGAGUGGAAGUACGACGACAGGAAAAAGAGAGGAGAGCACGGAGUGAGGUGUGAAGGAAGAUGGCAAGUAAAAGAAAGUGGGAUGGCAAGUUAAAGACAAGUCAAAGUGGUUGACAGGAAGUACAUGUGUAAACAAGGAGAGGAAACGAGGAAGGAAAACAUCAGGCCAAGUUUCACAGCACUGCUGAGCUCUGAGACUAGCUGGAUAUUGUAAAAAGCUUUCAUGGUGUUACACCAACGUACCAAUUCUGAUUUUAGCUUGUGAGUUAGUGUAUUGUGUUUAUGAUGUUUACUGUUCUGUUCAAACAAUGUUAUUUAUUUACAUUGCUACUGCUGCUACUUUUUUUAUUGCUUUAGACGCUGCUGUCACUUCUUUUCCCCAAAGGACAAAUACUUUAUUCUUGUUCUUUUAAGCCAAAUAAGUGAAAUAAUGCAAUGUCUACACGUGUUACCAAAUACAGGAGAGCAAGUCUGAAGAGAGCAAAAGCAAGUGAGAGCGAGUGAGAUGGAUCGGUAAGGAAGUGCAGGGAGGUCGGCUUCACAGAAGUACUAACUCACGCAAAAUGUAAACACACACCUCACCUCAAGUGUGGCUCUAUGUGUAAUGGACGUAGGUAGUCAUUUGUAUCCCGACACCGCACUACAACUCUGUACAGUGUAGAUACCGUUAGAGGGGAUGUCUGUCUGUCCAGAUGCUCUUCAUCCAUCCAAUCCUCCGUCCGUCCAUCGGUCCAACGCUCCGUCUGUCCACAGGUCGCCUGCAAGCUUGACAACCUUGACAGUUCACACCAAAGGUGACCACGACUCAACGAAAAUAGGAAUUGUUGUUAUUGUUCUAUUGUUAUGGAUAUAAUAAAUGAUUACUCUCAGCUAUGAUAUAUAUGAAAUCUCUCUAGUUAGUGGGAGAGGACGUGAGGGCGGGUGCUGUAUUAUAGCAGUGCCGUGUAUGUGUCAUAUAUUGUACAGGGGGAGACUGGUGCACUAACACACAACAGGGGGCAAUAAAAGCUGCUGGCUGGUCGCUCUGCUCGGACACACUGUGGGCCUGCGUUGCGCUUUGAGUGGCUUUCUUUGGGUUACCUGGUUUCACUGAGUCACAACACAUCAGCUUCACCGAAUGAACCGUAUCGCACAGCUGGACCUCUGCUGACUCUAGGUUUACUGAUCCAGCUGAGAGGACAUUGUUCAAACUCAUUAGAAUAAGUAAGCAUAGGGCUUAAAAUCAGUGUUUGUACCAACUUAGACUUGCUUAUUCAUUAGAGAAGCACUAGAAGCAGAGAGAUCAUACUCCGUAGUUCGGAUCAAGUUCUUCUGGGCUGUUCUUCAAACCAUAGAAAGCUUCCUGCAGUACCACAGAAGUAAUGCUUUUCAUGAAACUGAACUUGAUCUGCAAAAUCUUAGUUUUCCCCCUUAUUUCAGGUUAUAUUAGAUAUUCUCACAUGUUCAUUUCCUACUAAAAAACUGAAAGUGAUGGCAUACCCUUCAAAUUGAGGUGACAGUUUAUUUGGACUGUAGAAUCCAUCUGUACAGUUAUUUUAUUGUAAGUUCUGCUUUAUUGCCUUGUUGGUACACCAGGUUAGCCAUGCUGUGUAGGCUCCCAUCAGCCCCAGUUAAUAGUCGACCAGCUGUGUGAUCCAGAAUAACCCGAGUUAUUCCCAAAGACAGCUCAUGUCUCUUCAUAAUGCAGGCCCCUGAGCAGAGCAGACGUGGAGCUGGCAGACCUCCGUUAGCUCAGCCUUUGUCUGGUUCUAAUCUCGAGACCAGAUGUGACCUGGAACUGAUUUAAAAGCCACGGUUAACCUUCACCACUGAACAGGCUUUUCCUGUUGGUGUAAACUCUCCAGAUGACAGGGUUCAGGGCUCCUCGUGACAGAUCUGCUCUGCCUCCCUGAUAAAACUCUUGUAAAUAGACCUGAAUCUGGUGCUCGGCAUCCGUUCAGCUGCUCUGCUCCGCCAGCGCAGCCGCAGAUGUCCUCAUUGGUGCAGUUUCAAAUCAGCUCUCUGUAGGAGACGGUUUCGCUCUCACUACGACACCCGCUGUUCAGACUCUUGUGUGUGUGUGUGUGUGUCUCGGCUAACUCGUGUCCACGGCUGGACCCAGUCUCCCACUGUUGAGGUUCUCUGUUAUUAAGCUGAUGUGUAUUUUCUAAGCACACACACACACUCGCUCGGCCGUGCUGUUGGCCUGCAUUUCCAGUCUGACACCUGACUGAGUUUAUAGAGCCGGGUUCUGCUCGAGGUUUUUUUUCCCCUGUUAAAAGGGUGUUUUCCUAGCCAUGUCCCCUCAGGGCUUGCUCUGGGGGUCAGACGUGGGUUCUGUGAAGACAAUUUGACUGUAAUUGGCGCUACAUAAAAUCUAAUUGGAUUGGGUGAAGCCCACACCAGUCAGUCAGGUGUACAUCUGAUCUUGUUUGUGUGUGUUUGACAGACAAAAUAUCCAAGUGCUAACCCACACACACACACACCAAAUGUAUAAAGUCAUCAUUCUACGCAGCAAAGCUGGCUGCUGCUGACAGAGGCUCUAUGUGUAUAUUAGCUUGUCAGGUGCGAGGCCAGCGGUGUGUAAAGACAGCUAGUCCAUAGCUCGCACCUGAGCACCGAGCGAGUGUGUGUGUGUGUGUCGUAACCCCAUCUGUAAGUAAACCAAAUAUCAUUUUCACUAUGCAGUCAUUCAAACCAUGUCAGCUUGCUUCGGCGGAGGAAAAAAGUAGAAGCCUCCUGUACAUACACAGAUUUAAAGUGGAGCGAGCGACGGUGCGUUUUCCUCCCAGUGUGAUUUUUAACAUCGCCACCUUCAGCUAGUUCAGAGAAACAGACAGAGCAAGAGAUAUGUUUUGAAUGAGCUGACAAAUAUUUAAGGAUUGUAUUGGGGUCGGGGAGGGACGGGGGUUAGACCUGGGGUUUGUAGUUCUGGGGGAGAUACAGAUCAAUGCUGUAAAGUAUAUCGAUUGCAUGUUAUUGUCACCGCUGUAACUGCCAUUGUUUUGUUUUCUGUUUGUUUUGUUUUCUUCCAAGACAAUGGUCGGUUGGGACGGGGAUGCACAAAACUUUAUCCUUAUUUAUGAUUUUUACACAUGUAGUCUGUAUUUUUGUUUUUUUUGUUUUUCAAAAAAAAUGUUGAAUUAUUGUGUACUUAGGAAAAGACACACUUCUUUGCCUUUUUUUUAAGUUCUCUGUCGACUUUGCAAUAUACUUUUUUUCACUUUGGACCCAUCACUAGUUGUUGAGGAGGAAGAGGAGGAGCUGUAUCUUUAUUAGCAGACAGUGUUUGUGAGAAAAUAAUGUCUCGACGUCCUGUUUUCCCCCUUUUGUUCACUUCUUUUCAGUUAGCUGUGUGAGCGUGUGGAGAGUGUGUGUGAUGUUUAUUCGUCUACCAAAAGUCUUUAUUGACAGUGAUUAUUAUUAGCUUUUAUUUUUGUCCAUUUGUUUUGUUUUUAUUAUUAUGAUUACUAUGAUUACUGUUUUUAUUAUUAUUAUUAUUGUUGCUAUUAUAAUUAUUAUUAUUAUUAUUAUUCAGGGCAAAGAUGACACCAAAUUGAACAAAGAAAUAAGAGCGUGAUCCCAGACAGACGGAGCUAAAGGUUUAUUUUCCUGGCGAGGUGGAGUGAUCGUUUUCCUCACCGUUACGCUGUAGUGUCUGUCCACCUUUCAUUCAAACCGCCACAUAAAGAUAACCUCUGAGCUGAAACUCUAAUAGUAUUUUUUUUAUUAUUAUUAUUGUUCUUGUAUCUUGUUUUCCUUUGAUCAGAUAUCAUGAUCAGUUUAUUUCUUGUUACCCCAGUAUGGGUCAUAAAUUGCGUGCUGUUAUUCCCCCCCCCACCUUCAUCCCCGCCCUCUGCUUUUUGGAGUUUAUUUUUUAUUCGAUUUUAUUUUCCGUUUAUUGUUUUGUAUUCUUUCUGGUUCCAUUGACGCUGUAGUCGUGAGCUGACGGUCAAACACCAGAGCCUUUUGUUUCGUUUUCUCAUGCUGAGACUGUUGUGACUGAUGUUGCACUUGUGAUGGGUUUUAUUUUUGUUUUGUUUUGUGUUGCAGAUUGUUGUGCAGAGAGGAGAAUAUUGGGUGUUUUCCUUAUUUUCUUAAAAAAAAAAGUCACAGCAGUUAUUUUAUCAAUCAUAUAAAUCUGUGACACAGAGCAAGAAAAUGAUUCAACAGUGUAUUUUUCUCACUGGUAUUUAUUUAUUGGUCAUUUGUAUGGGUUUUUUUUUUUCGGUUUGUGUCUUUUUAUUAUUAUUUGUUUUUAUGUGUAUUGCUUUUUUGUUGAGGGCAAACAGGACUCAAGGUAGAGGAGUAGUCUCUCAUUGGCAUUUUACCAUUUUGCCAUCGUGUACAGAAAGCAGAAUAUUGUAUCCAGUCGUCACACUAACAUGAAACAGUCUAUUUAGUAGAUUAACAGGUAAAAAUAGCAACCAGCAGCGCGGUAAAGUGCACUGUUUCUGACUUGACCGCGGCUUCCUGACGUCGUCCGUUAUUUUGUUUACUGUUUACCCUCUCAGAAGGCCCCGACAAACACAUCGUGGUGUAUUUGACUCUAGUGCUCGGCUAAUAACUCACAGUGAAAGCUUGUAUUGUUGGGAUGGUUUUUAAUCAGUAAGUGCUGAAUGCCACCCACAGCACAGACUAUUUUUCUUCUUUUUUUUUUUAAUUUUUUUUUUUUAAGUUUUCGGUGUUCUAGCUGAUGAUAACUACUAUGAUAGUGGACUGAUUGGCUUGUUAUUAACCUGCACUCCCUGACAGCGAGGUGGGACACGCCUGCUUUGGUUUAUCAUUGAGGUUUGUUUGCUUGGUCUUUCUAAAAGCCGUUGUCAGUCCAGAUUGCAUGACUUUGCUGGUUUGCAGGGUGGGAGCGGGGGGAGGACCGACUUCAGUCGCCGCUGUCGCAGUUCAAAAGCUUCUUGUAUGUACGACACACCUCUGUUUAUAUUGUCUGGACGGUCGUAUCAGUCGACACAGCUUUACUGCCCGUUCCUUUUUAAUUGUUUUGUUUGUUUCUUUUGGCUGUAUUUUAUCCCUCCCCCCUCCCCAGUCUCAUUUCAAACAGAAUAAAUGCCAUUAUAUUGUGAAUACCUCAGGAUUUUUUGGAGAAAAAAAUAAUAAAACACUUAAAAAUCAAAUAAAUAAAUAAACAAAAAACUCAUAAAACAA
Molecule: messenger RNA, 8849 nt
Organism: Acanthochromis polyacanthus (spiny chromis)
Lineage: Eukaryota; Metazoa; Chordata; Actinopteri; Pomacentridae
Gene: map2k7
Product: mitogen-activated protein kinase kinase 7
Exons: 11
Coding region: 94-1365 (423 amino acids)
Biological process (GO): protein phosphorylation
Molecular function (GO): ATP binding; protein kinase activity
Source: RefSeq, a predicted model, not a curated record